GUGACUUGCAUUCUGCAUAUGCACAGUACCCGUAAAUUGCCGCACCCCUUCACUCGAUACAGACCUUGGAAAGGGCGAAUGUCAGAGUCGCGACCGGCGAAGGUUGAUGAGCGAUAGUGAUUAUUCUAUACUCGAUCUUUAUAGCUCAGGCCCAGACGAAGCCGUCACCAGCGGACAAAACAGCCCCUUCGUAUUGCUGCAAGCCGCCGGAGCCCCCUCCGCAGCAGGUAUCACAGCGGCAAGCACAGCGGCAGGUGUAAGCCGCAAUAGCACCGGCUUCGUAGCACAGCGGUGGCACCCGUGUCCGGAGCAGCCUGACGCUUGCACACCAGGGGGCGAGGACAGCACGGGCGCCUCGUCCUGCUCUGACUCAGACGCAAGGCGGGCCGACAAUAUCCUGGAGAGCGCAGCACCUUCACCGGGGGGGGCGGCGGAGCCGCAGCCUGCCGCUGACCCGCUCCUCGCGGACCUGGACCGCUAUGACCUUGGCGUGGAUGGAGCCGCCGGAGCCGGAGGCGCCUACGACCUGUCAGGCCUCGGGCUUGGCGGGGAGGGCGAGGAGGGCGAGGAUGACGACGGCGACGAGGGCAUGGGGCUGCUGGCGGGUUUGGAUCCAGACACGCUGUCCUCUAUCCCACCGGCGCUGUUGCAGCGGCUGCAGCAGCUGGAAGAGGAGCGCGAUGAGCUGGCGGGGCGGCUACUGGAGUCGGACGCGGAGCUGUCCUCGCUGCGCUCCAACUACCAACAGCUGUCGCAGACGCACGCCAGCAACCAGACCUGGCUCAACCAGCUGAUGGCGCAGCAGAUGGAAAACCUGGAGCGCCGCCAGCGCCGCAAGCGCGCCCUGGCAGCGAUGGCCGCUGCCCGCGCCGCGGGCGCGGCAGCCGGCGGCGCCGCAGCAGGCGCCAGCCUCGGCCAGCCGCAAGUGGUGUCGCUAGCGCCCAUCAUGUCAGGGCUGCUGGAUAGCACGGUGUUGGAGACGGGAGACUUUGACUUCACGGGGGAGGUGGAUUCGGUGCUGCUGGACCAGGAGGAGCUGGCGGCGGUGGCGGCCACUGCAGCGGCGGCAGGGGUUGGCGGCAGCGCGGGCGCAGCAGCCGGUGAGGCGGGCAGCCUGGGCGCGUCGCCGCUCAAGGCGCCGCCUUUGGCGACGAAGCUGGCGGCGGCGGCAGGCGCGGGUGCGGACAAGGGCACCGCGGCGCCGGUGGACGUGAUGGCGUUGGCUGCGGCGGAAGCGGUGUCACCUCCGGGCAGGUCAAAAGCGGGGAAAGCGCUCGAGCACCCUCGGGAGCUUGCCGCCAAGCCUGCGCCGGCUGCUGCCGCUACCGACAGCUCCGCCGCUGCCACUCAGGCCGCAGGUGAACAGAAGCAGGAGAAGGGUGGCAAGCAGAAGGAGGACGGCCGCAAGGAUAAUAAGGCACCGACAGCCACGGAAGCCCAAGCAAAGGAGUCGGCGACACCGGCGGCAGCCGCAGCAGGAGAAGCAAGUGCUGGGGCAUCUCCGCCUGUCUCCAAGACGGAAGUUGCGUCAUCUCAAGCACCGGCCGUGGAGGACCGGAACGGGGACGCGGCACCAAAGGGCAAGUCUGAAGCAGCUGCAACGCGGACAUCUAAAAUUGCGACUGGUGAGGCAGAGCCGGCCCGCUCGGCAUCUGUGAAGGAGGCGGAGCCGGUGGCGAGGGCUCCGGUCGUUGGGAAGACCGACAGCAGGGCUGUCUCACAAGGCGGCGUAGGGUUGGAUACGGGUGCGGACACAGCUGGCGCAGCAGCCGCGAAAGACGACGCCCCUUCUGCGGCGCCUGCUGCCGCCGCGGCUGCGACGGCGAAACCCAAAGCGAAAGAGGCAAGCACGGAGGCGGCAAACGCUCCGCGUGCCGUUGCCAAAGCCGCUGCCAUCAAGACAGCAACCGGCGGCGGCCGUAAAGGCGGCAGCGCUACGCUCGUGUUUGCGUUGCUGGUGGUAGUGGCGCUGGCGGCAGGCGGCGUAUACGUGUUCCUUGGCGGCAGGCUCAGCCCGACGUCGGGCCUGUCGGCCGCCCCUGCGGCGGUAAAGGUGGACUCCAUAGGCGACGUAACAGACGCGGUAGAGCGAGCGGUGCUAGCAGAUGCCACGGCGGCGCCAGCAGCAGUGCACACAGCUUCCGAGGCACCGCCGGCACCAGCUCCUCCACCACCACCUCCCGACACCUCCGAAUCGGCCCCCAAAAAGCAUUCCGAGCCGCCCGCUGUUGCGCCGGAGCCCGCUGCCGACGAUCCCGCUACCAAUGGCGCUGGCGCGGCCGAAAGCACCUCGGACGCUGCUGGUCUCAUGCCAGAGGCCGCCGUCAAGGCAGAUCACAUGGGCUUUGUCGACGUCUACGACAGUGACGAUGAGUAUGAAGACUCCGAUGAUGACAGGGACGAAGCAGCAGCAGCAGCAGCAGCUGUGGCGGCUGCCGCCGCGGCCCUCGACGCCGGCGAGAACGUUCGUUUUGCGACGCUUGUGAGCGCGCCUGCUGCAUUCACCCCGGGCCAGUACUGGUGCGCGGAUGGGGCUUGGUGCGAGGCGGAUGCGGCCGGUGGGGGUAACGAAGUCAGCGCUUCCGGCCGCGCCCGCGCGAUGCCGGCGCCGUCACCAGUGUGGGAGCUCUUGCGUGCCGGCCUGGCAGAGGUGGCGGAGGCCGCAGGCCAGCCGGGAGCGGCGGUGGCGCUGCCCCAGCCGUCGUGUGAGUCGCUGCGCGCGCUAGCCACCUCGCUUUCCGCCACCGACGCCGAGCUUGCCAGCGCCGGCAAACAGCCGGCGGCGGCUGCCGCCUGCACUGCGGGCAGCGGGCGCAGUGGCGCGGGCGAGUGCCGCCUGCCGCCCUCCAAGACCGCGGGGUCGCCGUACCCUGUGGAUGCCCGGGCAGAGGUGGUGAAGCUGGGCAUGGGGGAGCUGGAGAAGCGCUGGCGGCAGCUGCAGCGCACGCUGGAGCGGCUGGCUGGGGAGGGCGACGCCAGGGAGGGCUCCGCCGCAGCGCAGCCACCCGUGGACCCGGCCGUUCAGGCCGUGGCCUCGUGGGCUCUGAGCCACCUGCUCCCGGCAGUGGCGCCCAUGGUGCGGUCGGUCGUGGACGACGACGAGUUGCCGGAGAGCCUCAAGCGGGCCCACAAGGCGGCGUCCGAUGUGGCGCGGGUGUGUAGCGAGAGUGGCCCCCAGCUCAGCGCCGCUGCCCUCGGCCGCCUCGAGGCCCAGCUCAACGACAUGACCAACAUCGCGCUGGUGCACGUGGACGGCGGCGGCGCGGCGGCGGUAGAGGCGCGGCUGGACGACGCCGCGCGCUGCCUGGCCUGGAUAGCGCCGCGCGCCGAGGCGGAGGCGUGCAGGCUGCGCUGCAGCCCCAGGGGCCGGCUGGUGGGUGCGUUGGGCCGGCUGGGCAUCCCGCGCGCCCUGCUUGACGGCGCGUUGACGCUGGGCCGCAGCGGCCUGGACGAGCGUGACGGCGUGUGGCGGCAAGAGCAGCCGCCGGGCGAGGAGGCCUCCGCUGAGGAGGUGGAGGCGUGGCUGCGCUCAACGCAGCACCUGGCGGACUGGGUGGAGGCUGCGCUGGCAGCCAAGGAGGGCGGCAGCGGGGCAGGUGGUGAAGCUGGAAUUGGCAAUGCAGGCGGCGGCGUGUGGCAGCCGCUGCUGUCCGCGAUUGGCGCGGCCCUGCACGAGGGCGCCGCCGCCGCGAGCGAGGCGGUGCGGGCGGUGGCGGAGGCGGGCGACUGGCGGCGGCUGCAGCUCGCGCUGGCGUUGGAGGCCGAGGGGGCGCAGCGGUUGCCCGGGUACGUGGUUGAAGCGGCGGCGCAGGCAGCGCAACAGGCACUCGCGACCCAGGAGCUACUCCCCGAAUGCGGGGGUUGCGAGUCGUUGGUACAGGGUGAUGGGAUGGGUGCGGAUGAUGCCGGGGCGCCAGGGCCUGCAUGUAGGGCGGGCCUGAGGUCGCUGGGCGUGGAGAUGCGGGCGGUGCAGGCGACAGCUGGCGGCGGCGCAGCGGCCGCUGUCCAGGGGUUGGCGGCGGCGGUGCGGCGCAUCCGCGCUGAUGUGUUGGACCUGGCGGCGGCGGUUGCGGUGGUCCGAGAGCGGUGCCUAGUGGCAGCUGAAGGCGUGCUCAAGUACCGCCAGGCUGGCGUGGCGUGACCUGACGUGACUAAGCGUGCCGGGAUUGUGUGAUGAGCCGUGACGUGUACGGGUUAGCUCCACACCCCAGGGCACGUCGUCGACUCUCGAUGUUUUGUAGGCUAGCAUGCUCGGACGUAAAUGCUGUAAUGAUGUUGAUGUCGACUUGAGGCGCGGCUAGGUUCUCACCUGGUGGCUUCGUUCGGAGUUGCAGGCACGGGGAGACUGCAGGGCGAGCACGGUGUUGAGGGACGUACUACAAGGACAUUUGUUUGCGAUGGAGAAGACGCUAUAGCAGCUAUGUGUCAUGCGAAACCCGAUGAUCGAGUGCGCAAUGCGGGACGAAACCAUGAUCGACGGAAGGGAAUUUUGCCCCGCAGCUAUACUUCCUGUGCUGUGUGACAUAUCUGGCACCAAGUUGUCUCGUUCUUCAGCGGACUAAAGCAUUGCGCGAGGCUGGUCAAGCACAGGCUACGGUGUCCCGCUUCCGCUUAC
Molecule: messenger RNA, 4615 nt
Organism: Chlamydomonas reinhardtii
Lineage: Eukaryota; Viridiplantae; Chlorophyta; Chlorophyceae; Chlamydomonadales; Chlamydomonadaceae
Exons: 9
Coding region: 107-4141 (1344 amino acids)
Source: RefSeq, a predicted model, not a curated record